Physella acuta is the source of this 2359-nucleotide messenger RNA. RefSeq lists its product as uncharacterized. NCBI's taxonomy places the organism in Eukaryota, Metazoa, Mollusca, Gastropoda, Physidae. The record is from RefSeq and is a predicted model, not a curated record.
CGUAAGUGUAAACGCGGUGUAAGUAAGGGAAACGACUGCAAACAAUUUUUCUUCUAUUUUUUAUUGCCGAAGUUUCUAACUCAAUAAUUCAAGACUGCUGUAACCAAAAUUGAUAUGUCAUUGGCCAUGGCACUAAGGAGUAAACUUGCCUAUCGUACUUUAGUUUGUCAUCAGCAUGACCUGGCUUCAAGCAAAAUAAGCUUUUUCCAUCUUUAUGGAACACCAACACCAGCUUAUAAAUUUGUUUUGUCAUCAAAAACUUUUCGGCAUUGUUCUAUUAUUUGUAGAAAAUUUACUACUUUUGUAUGUUACUAUUCAUCCAAAAAGGAAAACCCCUCUAUGACUAUUAAUCCAGACAUAAAAAAACAAGAUAACUUUAUAGAAAAAUCGUAUAUAAAAUUGUUAAAUUUAAUUCAGCCUCCUGCGGUCUUUUCAAAAUCUGUGCCAAUCAAAACUCACCAUAAGGAUGUGUUAUUAAAUUCUGUUAUUAACGUAGACCUAACAGCUUUAGAAAACCCCUCAGAUAGCAAAAGUACUGAAGAAACCACAUUUAUUUCUGAAAAUUCUAAAAGUGAAUACAAUAACAUAACCAGCAACUUAAAUGAAACAGCUACAGAUAAUUGUAUGACAACAACAGUGUCUGUUUCACACAGCAUAAAUCACAGCAAAAUCAAGUAUCCUCUAAGGGUGCCAUGUAAAAGCAAACCUGUUAAAACAGAGCUGUUUGAAGAUAUGCAGAACUUUUUGACUUGCCUAGGUAUUCCUUGUGAAGAGCUAGAAUUCUAUCCAGAUAUUCAGCGAAUGUCUAACAAUGACAUUUUAGAUUGUUUGACAGUGUUAAAAAAUGUUGGGAUUCACAAAGUUUUUAGUUUGUUUCUGAUUAACAGUGCACAUCAAUUAAUUAAAGCUUCAAAUAGUUCAAGCAGUCAAGUUCGAAACAUGAAGAAAAUUAUUAGCAUCAGACAAGUUAAAACUUAUCUUAAACUCUGUCAAGCACUGCAGAAACCUGACCUAGACAUAAGGAGUUUUCUUUGCCAGCUAGCAGAAGUUGGAAUUUAUGAUGACAUGAACACAGUUUUAAAUAAGGUACAGAAACUGCAGUCCAUUGGAGCAACAGCUCAUGAUAUCUUGUCCAACCUUGGAAUUUUACAAGGUCAUGAAUUCUUCGACAGCAAGAUAAAUGUGUACAAAAGUACCAGGAACUACUCUGCUGGACCAUUUCCUGUCAGCUUGUUCUUAACACCAAAUCUAAAUUCUUUUAAAGCUAAGCUUGGGCUUAACAUAGUAACAGAAGAAAUAGCCACACUAUUAGGAGUAGAUUUAGCAGUCUACCAGGAAUGCUUUGGUCACUGCGAAUUUAAAAUCAAUGAUUUAAAAUAUAAAAUCAGAAUGUGUCUUACUGCUGGUAUUUCACAGCAAGAAAUUUUCAAUAACCUUCGAAUUCUUAACAGAUUACCAAUGCAAAAAUGCUAUGAUGUCUCUUCAUGUUUUCGAUCAACUGGUCUUCCGGCUUCUGUUACUGUAAUGUCUGACAUUAAACAUACAAUGGAACAAAAUUGUAGUAAGGAAAAUAGAAAAAUCUAUUGCGAUAAUGAGUCCAUUUGUGAAGAAACAGGAAACGAAAAUGUAAGUUCACCCAAUAGCAAAGGCGGCAAAAAGAAAGCAAAAGUGAUUAUGAGUUCCAAAAGGCGACGGAAAGACUUAUUUUAUUUUAUACGUCACCUGUUGAAGUUAGAUGGUGAUGUAGUUACUACGAUGUUUGAGUGCUCUAUUGACGUCAGCUCAAUUGAAUUACCCGAUGUAUCAAAAAAUUUAGAAUAUUUAUUGUCAUUAGGUUUCACAAAAUCACACAUAUCUGCCUGCCCUCUGAUUCUGGCAAACAAUCAAGAAAGUCUUAUUCGUGUGACAAAAAAAGCCAAUCAGCUUGUGUCAACACAGCUACAUUCACCUUUAUCAUCUGUUUCUGCUACACUGGUAGGUAAUCAGCUUGCAACAAUAGAUCUACCCAUUUUUAAAUCAUAUGCAGUAUAUGAAAAACAGAAUGAUUUAACUAUGAAGAAUUUAUUUUCAUGUCCAAUCAAACAUCUUCACACCCUGCAGUAUUUAUUAGAAAAAGAAAACAGUUUUAGCUUAAGGUCAUCUGAAUCUCAAGUGCUCUCUACCAGUUACAAAAUGCAAUAGUUAUAAUUUUACAACUUAUGGGUUAUAAUUUUUGUAUAUUGCACAAUGUAUAAUAUGUGAAAUGUGUUAAUGGUGAAAUCACAUUGUAUAUCCAGUUGUACUGAAAGUAGUUUCAAUUAUUUAUGUAAUGAUUUUAUACAUUUAAAAAAAAAAUGAAUAAUAAAAAUUCACUUUCUUU